Molecule: messenger RNA, 5686 nt
Organism: Tachysurus fulvidraco (yellow catfish)
Lineage: Eukaryota; Metazoa; Chordata; Actinopteri; Siluriformes; Bagridae
Gene: adamts3
Product: ADAM metallopeptidase with thrombospondin type 1 motif, 3
Exons: 23
Coding region: 362-3904 (1180 amino acids)
Biological process (GO): extracellular matrix organization; proteolysis
Cellular component (GO): extracellular matrix
Molecular function (GO): metalloendopeptidase activity
Source: RefSeq, a predicted model, not a curated record
CACACACACACACACACACACACACACACACACACACACACAUAAACACACACGCGCGCACACACACACACACACACACACACACGCGGCUCUGUCCAGCCAGCACAAGGCUCGGACUUACAGCUCCUGGGUAUUUUCACUUGUACUAAAAAGUAACAAAAACUAAACAAACACAGACCCGAGUGCUAAAAACUUUCGACUGACGCAACCAAAAACUAAAAAAACAACUUUUUUAUGUCGGUUUGUUCGUUAGAGGAUUUAUUUUGGGUCCAAGUGUAGUUUGUAGGUGGAUUUAUCCUUUUUUUUUUUGGAAGACUUGAACUUUGAAGACUGAAAGUUGGAGGAAAAAAGCCGACUCGUGAUGGACGCGCUGUCACUCAGGUUACUCGUUGUUGUGGCUUUGACCUCAGCCACUGUGGCUGGCGAAAUUAAUAAAGAAGACUUCUUGAAGAGCAGACUGAAGGAGUAUGGCCUGGUCACACCUGUCAGCACUGACUCAGGUGGACACUUCUUGUCACACCUCCUCUCAGCAAAUCACAAGCAGCGUGUCAAGCGCAACGUGCCCAAUGCCACAGAGCCAGCAGGUGAGAAACUCUUCUUCAAUGUCACUGCUUUUGGCAAGGAGUUUCAUCUGCGGCUCUGGCCCAACAGCAGGCUAGUGGCACCUAACGGCAUGCUAGAGUGGCACGACGAGAUUUUGGUGUCUACCAAUGGCACCACGAAUGAGACACGCACAGACAGGAUUCUGAGGAAAGAGUUGAUUAAGACGAACUGCAAUUUUAUUGGGGACAUCACCGACAUGCCUGGAGGAUCAGUUGCUAUUAACAACUGUGAUGGUCUGGCUGGCAUGAUCCGAACCAACACUGAUGAAUACUUCAUCGAGCCUCUGGAGCGUGGCAUGCAGCAGCAAGAGGAAAACGGACGAACGCACGUGGUGUAUAAAAGAUCCGCUCUGCUGCAAACACCUUCAGACAUCUCAGAGGACUACAAACACCCUGUGCCAGAACUCAGUGUCCCUGGGGCACUCGACAACAUCGCCAAACAAGUGAACCACACAUCCAGGAGACGCAGGCACGCCGGAGACGAUGACUACAACAUCGAGGUGCUUCUUGGCGUCGACGACUCUGUGGUGCGCUUUCAUGGAAAGGAGCAUGUACAGAACUACCUUCUCACUCUCAUGAACAUUGUGAAUGAGAUAUACCAUGACGAGUCACUAGGCGUGCACAUCAAUGUUGUUCUUGUGAGGAUGAUCAUGCUUGGCUAUGCAAAGUCCAUUAGCCUUAUUGAACGUGGGAACCCAUCGCGGAGCUUGGAGAACGUGUGCCGCUGGGCUUUCGGACAGCAGAAAGACGAUCCAGAACACUCCGAGCACCAUGACCAUGCCAUCUUCCUCACACGCCAGGGCUUUGGCCCUACUGGCAUGCAAGGCUAUGCUCCUGUCACUGGGAUGUGCCAUCCAGUUCGCAGCUGCACCCUCAACCAUGAGGACGGGUUCUCCUCCGCCUUCGUAGUGGCCCACGAGACUGGACACGUGCUGGGAAUGGAGCAUGAUGGACAGGGCAAUCGUUGUGGUGAUGAGACCACCAUGGGGAGCGUCAUGGCCCCUCUGGUGCAAGCAGCUUUCCAUCGCUAUCACUGGUCCAUGUGCAGUGGACAAGAGCUGAAGAGAUACAUCCAUUCUUAUGACUGCUUACUAGAUGAUCCAUUCAAGCAUGACUGGCCACAGCUCCCAGAACUUCCUGGCAUCAAUUACUCUAUGGAUGAGCAGUGUCGCUUCGAUUUUGGUGUUGGAUACAAAAUAUGCACAUCAUUCCGUACAUUCGAUCCUUGCAAACAGCUUUGGUGCAGCCAUCCAGACAACCCUUAUUUUUGCAAGACUAAAAAGGGACCACCACUGGAUGGCACUGAAUGUGCUCCCGGCAAGUGGUGCUACAAAGGUCACUGCAUGUGGAAAAAUGGUAACCAGGUGAAGCAGGACGGAGCUUGGGGAUUGUGGACCAAGUAUGGUACAUGUUCACGCUCUUGUGGGACAGGCGUGCGCUUCAGGACACGCCAGUGCAACAACCCAGCUCCAUCAAAUGGUGGACAAGACUGCCCAGGGGUCAACUAUGAGUUCCAGCUGUGCAACACAGAUGACUGCCCCAAGCAAUUUGAGGACUUUAGAGCCCAGCAGUGUCAACUACGCAACUCCCACUUUGAGUACCAGAACACCAAACACCACUGGCUCCCAUAUGAGCACCCAGAUGCCAGCAAGAGAUGUCACCUGUACUGCCAGUCGAAGGAGACGAGCGACGUGGCAUACAUGAAGCAGUUGGUGCAUGAUGGCACACGAUGUUCCUACAAGGAUCGCUACAGCAUCUGCGUACGGGGGGAAUGUGUGAAAGUGGGAUGUGAUAAAGAGAUUGGUUCUGACAAGGAGGAAGAUAGGUGCGGAGUUUGUGGGGGUGACAAUUCACACUGCAGAACUGUGAAAGGAACCUUUACCCGAACCCCUAAAAAAGCAGGGAAGACAAGAGGAAUCUUUUUGCUGCCCAAAGGAGCGAGGCAUGUGUAUCUAAAUGAGAGUGAGGACUCUAGAAAUGUAAUUGGUUACCUAAAGAUGUUCGUCAUCCCCCCUGGGGCUAGACAUGUGCUCAUUCAAGAACAUGAGGCUUCCCCUCACUUUCUUGCGGUCAAGAACCAGGAAACAGGACACUACAUCCUGAACGGUAAAGGAGACGAGGUGAGGUCACGCAGCUUCAUUGACCUGGGAGUCGAAUGGGAUUAUGUCAUUGAAGAGGAUGCUGAGACUCUUCAUACAGAUGGACCAUUACAUGAUGCAGUUGAUGUUCUGAUUAUACCAAAAGACAAUGAGACAAGAUCAUCACUGAUGUAUAAAUACAUCAUCCAUGAAGACUCGGUCCCAAUAAACAACAACAACGUCAUUCAGGAAGACACAUACGAGUGGGCUUUAAAGAGUUGGUCCCAGUGUUCACGACCUUGUGCUGAAGGAAACCAGUACACAAAAUAUGGAUGUCGCAAAAAGGGGGACAAUAAGAUGGUGCACAAAAGCUACUGUGACAAUAGUAAGAAGCCCAAACCCAUCCGCAGGAAAUGUAAUCUCCAUCCCUGCACACAACCACAGUGGAUAGCUGAGGAAUGGGAACAUUGCUCCAAGACAUGUGGAAAUCUGGGUUACCAAAUCCGCACUGUACGCUGCAUUCAUUUCCUGCAAGAGGGCACGAACCGCUCCAUCCACAGCAAGUACUGCAGUGGAGAGAAACCAGAGACCAGACGUCCCUGCAACAGAGUACCAUGUCCUGCCCAUUGGAGGAUUGGAGCCUGGUCUGAGUGCUCAGUGACCUGUGGUGAGGGAGUGGCAAGCCGCCAGGUCAAAUGCCGCAUCGGUGAUCAGUGCGCCGGCGAGAAACCAGAGUCACAGAGGCCAUGCCGCCCAGGACCCUGUAACGAUGAGCCUUGUAGAGGAGACAAGUCCAUAUUCUGCCAGAUGGAGGUCCUUGCUCGGUACUGUUCUAUCCCAGGUUACAGUAAACUGUGCUGUGAAUCAUGCAGCAAGCGCGGUGGCACACUCUCUUUGCUGACUGAAGCUGCCGAGGUCGAGGAGGAGGUGCGAUUUGGCUCAGCCUCACAAUUACUCGAGACUCUCUCAGCCUCUGUCAAUCAAACCCUUAAUCUACCCCUUGAAAAACCCAACCAACCCAGUGGCCCGGGCAAGCAAACCUCCACCGGUGCAGCUCUCAAACCAAACACUGAGAGCAAAACUCCAAAACGUCUGGUGCAGGCUACUAAACCCAGCACUAGAAACCUCCCCUUCAUGAUGGCCUACAAGCAGCGCGAUAACUUCGCUAGAGCUACAUCACAACACACGGAUAGCCUCCUAGAUAUUUCCAAGGUUGAAAGAUGAAGGCUAGGAUUAACAGCUUUUUUUUUUACAUUCCUGGACUUUGUGUAGAUAUAAAUAGCUUUAUUCUUUGUCUUCAUUCAUAUCAUUCCUAUAAGAGGUUUAGGGAAGUAAAGUGCUGGUUCACUUUUUGGUUUCUUUGUCAUUCCCCCAAGUGGUUACUCAGAAUCACACUAGACAUCUAUACGUUUUUUUUGUUUGUUUGUUUGUUUGUUUUUUCUUUUUUUGGGUACGAGGCACCAAAGAUGUUUCAAAAUUAGUCAGACGCCCCUUUUCAGCAACCUCCAAGGUUUUGCACAUUUAGCUCAUGUGAUCGAGAUGCCAGUGAUCAGAAAUGCUUGUAGAUUUGUAGAAUUUCAGAAUCAAGCACAAAGGGUUUGUUUAAUGAAUCUAUAUUUAUGAAUGUUCCUGUAAAUACUGUAUGUGUAAUAGUCAGUAUUAUUUUUUACUAAAAACAUGGUGCAAAUGUUUUAAUGUAAGAUUUAAGCAUAUGGGUAAAAUGACAGCAGCUAAAGAUCUUUCCCUAUUUUUAGUUAUUCCCUGUCUAAACUCCUAAACCUUAUAAAGCCAUUACUCACCAAACGUAGCAAGAAAUGCAUGUAAUCCUAUUUCUUUUGUGUGCAAUCACAUCAGUGAUUAACGUCAAAGCUAUGUAUUAACAACCAUUUUCUCAAAUUUCUUUCCUUAUCUCUUGUACUGUAUUCAAUUCUUAAGCUAAAUGUGUAUUUCACCAGCAAGAGAGCUAAGUGUAGAGACAGAUUUAUAUGUCAGAACCCAGUGGGGCUGAAAAAAAGUGCUGUUUGUCACAUGCCAGCACAGAGCAUAGAGUGUGAAAGCCUAUAUUUUGAGUGCACCGAGGUAGGAUUAAUACAGAAUUAAUUAACGAAAAGCACAGUGUGUAAGGUGGUGCGCUUUCGCCUGCAAGAUGUCAAGGGAAAGAUGUUUAUUUUUAAACAAGGGUAAUUUCUCAACCACAAUGCAUCUGACUGCAAUAGCAAAGAACUCCACUGUACGUACUGUAUCAUUGGAGUCCAAACAUAUAAAAUCCAUUCACACACGCUUGCUUGUGUGCUACUGUAUAGGUAUUGUAUAUAGAAUUAAGAACUUUAGAGUAUUUAUUGACUUCCUUGUCUGUUUUUUUAUGUCCAUCAUCUCUUAUUUCACUAGCAGGUAAGACUCUUCAGUCACAAGGAAAAAAACAGUUUUAAGUUAGUAGUGAGAAAGCUCUUGUCCAGCUGUUUUAGAAUAGCAUGUAGUGUAAAAGCCCAACACGACUGUCAGCGGCUUCUAAAGUAGUAGACGAAUCUGUCCUUACAGUCAAUUAGUGAAUCUGAGUCAUGAAAAGGUUUAAUCCAAGACAAACAUGGAAAAUGUUGGUGUUGUAGAUAUGUUUUAUAGAAACGAAAAACUAUUGUAACAUUCUUGAAACUUAAUUUUUGAAAUCUUUUCAAUGUAAUUCCAUUGAAUUGCUGCCUUUGACAACUUUGCUGCUAAUGCUAUGCAAAGCUUUUAAUUUUCCUCAAAGCCAAAGUAGAUUAGUAUUUGUAGUUUUUUUAUUGACAAUCCCUGAGCCUCAGACAGAUCCGCUGUAUAUGAAAAAACAUUUGUAUAUCCCCAGUCCUGACUUUGCAUGUAAGUAUUAAUUAAUGUUCUGACACUCAAUGUCGGUUUCUUACAUCUUACCAUCUGUUUAUUUGUCCUUUUUUUGUUUUAAUGGAAGUGUACACUACUGAUGCUGUUUGUUGUAAUGGGGAGCACAUAGCAAUAAAGAACAUAGUAAAUAUU